This is a messenger RNA of Symbiodinium natans, 474 nucleotides long. Lineage: Eukaryota; Dinophyceae; Suessiales; Symbiodiniaceae. The record is from the annotation of a GenBank genome assembly.
AUGUCCGUGCCCGGAGCACGGGAUGGCUUCAUGUUCAAGCUUGGCAUCAAAGGCUUGGGGUACUACGAGGACUCCUCCUUGCGGGAAAUCGAGGCAAGAUCCGCUGCGGCAGCGGCAGCUGAGCGAAAGGCCCUUGCUGCUGAGCGGAAGGCGGCAGAGACCAAUCCAGAAGAGAUCGAGCUUGAUCUGGACGAUGAUGAGGAUGAGGGCCCGGCCGCAGAAGCUUCUGGACCUGCUGCCCCAAUGGCCAGCAACACGGAGGAGAUUGAACUCAAUGUUGAAGACAUUGAUGAAGCUCCGAUCGCGCCAGAGGUCUUUGGAAGCGGACUCUCCAGCCUGCGCGCGAGUCUGCCGGAGUCCACUGCUGUGCCCGAUGUAUCAAGUUGCUACCAUGUUUCCUUGCUUCAGUUCUUUCUUUACUCCUUGCUUGAGAGUGGCAGAAGGUCCCGUGCCGGACUGCUGACCCUUUCAUAA